AUGGGACAUUAUCAGUAUCGACGGUAGUAUACUGCGAGAACGGACUAUUAUAAUAUUUAUAUUUUAUAUCCGUGAAGAGUACUAAGCAUUGUGAUAAAACAAAUUUCACAAUUAUUAUAGACUGACUACUUGAGUGUUCAUAUUUUGUGAUGCAGGUAUAUCAUAUUAAAUGAAAAUGAUGUAACGAUGAUGGAGCAGAGAGAAUUUGACGAGGAUGUUAUGCCAAGUGCUAUAGACGAUGACGAUGAUGUGUUCAAAGACUUGCUAAAUGUACCGGCUGAUUGGUCGGCCAACGAUUGUUUGUCCACCGGUAUUUUCAAUUCAUUUGAUCCCAAUGAAGUGGUAUAUCGGGCCCAAAAAAAACCAUGUAAAACGGUUGGUAAAUAUGUAAUGGGCGAUUUAUUAGGCGAAGGUAGUUACGGUAAAGUUAAAGAAGUACUCGAUUCCGAAACACUUGUUCGCUGUGCUGCUAAAAUAUUAAAAAAGAAAAAACUCAAACGAAUACCUAAUGGAGAAAAAAAUGUGCUCAAUGAAAUUCAACUUUUAAAAACAUUGAGACAUUUAAAUGUCAUAGAGUUAGUAGAUGUGAUAGUGAAUGAAGAAAAAGAAAAGAUGUAUAUUCUUUUGGAGUAUUGUGUAGGUGGUCUUCAAGAUAUGCUAGAACACUCUCCAGGAAGUAAAUUUCCAUGCUGGCAAGCCCAUAAUUACUUUAGUCAAUUAAUAAACGGACUCGAGUAUUUACACAGCCGUGGAAUAAUUCAUAAAGAUAUCAAACCAGGGAAUUUAUUGCUCACACUCGAUGAAACACUUAAGAUAUCAGACUUUGGAACAGCUGAGGCACUGUCACCCUUCGAUCCAGAAGGUAUCUGUGCAUCUAGUCAAGGCUCACCAGCAUUUCAACCACCUGAAAUAGCUAACGGGGCUGAUGAGUACUCUGGCUUCAAAAUAGAUAUUUGGAGCAGUGGGGUUACAUUGUAUAACUUAGUUACUGGAGAGUAUCCAUUUGAAGGUGAUAAUGUGUAUAGAUUAUUUGAAGCAAUUGGGAAAUGCAAUAUACAAAUUCCAGGCUUUGUGACAGAACCUUUGAGAUCUUUGCUAGUUGGAAUGCUUAAAAAGGACCCAAAGAAGCGAUUUACCUUAAGAACGAUACAAACGCAUCCAUGGUUUGUUUGUAGACAUCCAAGAACAUCUGAAAAAGUACCUUUUCCUCCUUUGCGUGGUGAUUUCAUGCAUAACAUGACUGUAUUGCCAUACUUAUUUAACUAUCAUUCAUGUGAAACGCCUUCAGACAACGAAGAAGAAUAUAUAACAGAACAAUUAAUUAAAGAUCGACCGAAUGGGAGUACAUCAGUUCCCAUCGAUGAUGUCAAUGAUCCAUCUAAACAACCUUGGCACAAGCCAAUCGUGUGUAAUGUUAAAAAAAUGGCCUCAUGUCGGUUGUCGUGACAUUUGUCGCUCAUUAUAGUACUGCAUCUCUCAUAUUGUUUUAUAUUAUAACCAUUAUUGGUUGCGAAGAUUUAAUUAUUUUUUGAGGUACACGUGAAGUGGAUGUUUACUCUUUUGCAAAAUCAAGUCAAGUAUUUGUGUAAAAUAUGUAAUUUCACAACAACUAUGAAAUUAUCCAAGUUAAACUACUUAUUAUUAAAAACUAUUGAACUAAAUAUUUUUUGAAAUGUUUAAAGUUUAAUAAUAAUGGAAAUUUAAUUAGUGUAUGUCUUGUAAAAUUAAAACUACUGUGUGAAAGACUGCUAGACUUGAUGUACUAAGGAGAAAAACUAAUGCUCACAUACCUUUAAUGUUUUGUUUAUUCAUUAUUUACUUUUAUAUAUAUAUAUAUAUGCAAAAAAAAUCUUUUCAUAUAAAAUACAUUUUGUUUGCUUUUUUUAAGUUUAUUUAUAUACAAAUAUUAUAUUAUUCUUUAUACAUUAAAAAAAAAAAACAAUAAAUCAGAAUAUAAUGAAA
This is a messenger RNA of Acyrthosiphon pisum (pea aphid), 1962 nucleotides long. RefSeq names its product serine/threonine-protein kinase STK11. Gene Ontology annotation, molecular function: ATP binding; protein kinase activator activity; protein serine/threonine kinase activity. Bases 187 to 1446 code for a protein of 419 amino acids. Gene Ontology annotation, biological process: intracellular signal transduction; protein phosphorylation; establishment of cell polarity. The transcript has 8 exons. The record is from RefSeq and is a predicted model, not a curated record. NCBI's taxonomy places the organism in Eukaryota, Metazoa, Arthropoda, Insecta, Hemiptera, Aphididae. Gene Ontology annotation, cellular component: cytoplasm.